UAGAAAACAUUUUUUGAUGCAAAUUAUAACUGUCCGUCGAACGUCGAAGCAUCUUUGUCUAUUUUUGUGAUUAUUUUCUCUCAAAUGUAAAUUAAUUUUCAAUUCUCUAAUAAGAAAACAACGAUUAAAAGCGAUAAAUACAUUGUCUUGUGAAAAAUGAACAUCCCAAAAGAUCAACAAGAAAACGCAUUCGAUGUGUAAAUUAUGCGAAAUUGAAUUGACAGCCGAAAGCAAAACUGCGCUCAAUUCCUCAAACCCAUAAGAAAGUCUGUUUCUCUGUUUCUACACUGUUUCCGAUUUAAAACAAUAAUUACCGUGCAUCAUACGUUUUAAAUCAAUCUGCAGAUUAAACAUUUGUAUUUUGUUGUUUGUUAUUUAUCCAAAUAAAAGUGCAAGAAAUCGACUAAUCAUGUCGGAUUCUUAUAUGAAAUUCUAUCAAGAAUUCCUUCAAAAGAAGACCGUUUUUACUAAAGAUGCUGAUGGAGAUGAUGCAGAAUCAGCACCCAUCUCCGAAGAAAUACCCAAGGAGAAGGAGCAAAAGAAGGGAGCAACAAAAUCAAAAGAAAAGAAGGAUCAGUUGGAGAAUUCAUCGGAUAUGGAGCAUAGUUACACACGUGAUCUGCGACCACAGCCCGUCCUGACGGGUCUCUCUCCGGCGCGCACUCUCUUGGUGCGCCGUCCGCCGCAAUGCCCGUCGUGUCACACACAUCCUGCUGAUGAGAACAAUGAAACUGAUGAUGCAAAUCAACCCAUUGUUCCGUCAUACAAUGAAACUGCAGCUAAGGACGCUAUGAAUGAGUGUUCGCGUAUAGCGAAAAGCGUGAAAAAUGCCAAUGCUGACGACCAGAACUGGGAGGAGCGUGUUAGCCAAUCCGGUUGGUCAUCUGUUCAAUUGAAACUUUUCGAAAAAGUGGUGAGCAUUCUGGAUUCCGAUCAACUGGGACGUUUGGCGAAUGCUGGACGACAACAUGAACCCAUUCAGAGACGUGUGGUUGUGGACAAGUCCGCUCAGCGUGUGAGAAAAGCUCUGGCUGCAGUGUCGUGGGAUCCAAGGAUAACUCAGUGGUUACAUGGUCUCUUGAUGGAAUGCUUGCCACCUUCGUACAUGGCAUCCUAUUUGGAUAUCCUACAAACUCUGAAGGCCAAGCUUCCGACGCUCAUUGAUAAAAUGCUCUUUGGCCGACCUAUGAACACCAGUCAGGAAUUACUGGCGCCUGUCCUCAAGAAGCAAUGGGAGCCAACCUUGAUCACAGCGAAGAACCGUAGAUUGCCACAAGCUUCGAUCAUCAUUGCAAUUCCAUCAAUACCCAUUAGUGGUACUGUGCCUAGUCGCUUACAAAAAUGGUAUCAAUAUUUAUCUACCAUAACACAGAUUGUCCAAGUAACACUACCAGCAGGAAGUUCAAUGGCAAAGCAACCAUUGGAAAAUAUAGCCGAACAAAUUGUCUCACUGGCUAGAAUAAAAGUUCAAGAGCUGCGCAAUGAACAACCAACGAGAAAUAUCAUUUUGAUUGGUUUCAAUUCUGGUGCAGCAUUGGCUCUGCAAGUUGCUAUGGUUGAGAAUGUUAGUAGUGUCGUAUGCAUGGGCUUUGCCUUUAAUACGCUAAAUGGUGUAAGAGGUACGCCCGAUGACCGAAUACUGGACAUCAAAGUACCCAUACUGUUUGUUGUUGGACAAAAUUCAGCCAGAUCAAGUCAAGAAGAAAUGGAGUCUCUCCGUGAGAAGAUGCAUUCGGACUCAGCUUUAGUAAUUGUCGGAAGCGCUGACGAUGUCUUGCGCGUUCCCAAAAGUAAACGGAAAAUUGAAAAUGUUACCCAAAGCAUGGUCGACACAAUGGUUAUUGACGAAGUAUACGAGUUUAUUAAAAAAAUCAUGGUAAAUCCACCGGGCCCAAGAACACCGAUUGUCAGCAGCAAUAAUGUCCAACCCCCAGUUAGCAUCAAGAAGGUCAGCGCGGGAGAAUUACCAAUAACUCAACGCAAGAGAAAACAAAAUAUGGCCGAUGGUGGUCAGACAGCUGCAAAAAUAAAAUGUAACCCAAAAAGUGUUCAACCAAACACAAUUGGAAGGCCACGAACCAGGCCACUUCCGUCUGAAAUCACCUCAGUUCCACAAUCUACACCAGUCAAGCAGACUACAAUAAAGCAACACACUAUACAACAACCAUCAAAUGAUGAUCUUAAUUUGGCUAUACAGAGUAUCUUGGGUGAUGGUGACACGCCGACCAAAGCCAGUGAAGACGUCCGCAGCGAAGUGACAAAUUUCGAAAUAGUAACUCAGCCAAAAUCUGCGCACAUCAAAACGAUUCUAGGAUCAAGUAUGCGAGCGGGAAAUGCAUUAUCAUUAGGCAGUGGGGCAGGCACUAAAAUAAAAAUGAUUCCCUCGAAUCAAUUUGUCCAGCUUAAGCCACCGAUGCAGAGUCAGACUAAGAUUUACACAAUCAAGCCAACUUCAAUGGCUCCUUCAAACACUACUACUGUUUCGCCCACAGUCUCGGGUAGUCAAAUUUUCACCAUUAAACCCAGCACGACGUCUACCAAUCAGACGCAAAUUAUGAAUGUAAGCGCACAGCCGAAGUUUACUAUACUCAAAACAUCGCCAGUAAAGGGUGCGACAAUAUCUCCAGCGAGCAGUAGUGCGACAUCAACCAAUGACUUAUCAAACAUAUUCGAUAUGCCAAUUAUAUUCGCUGAUAACGACGGCAAUAUCACCGAAUCGGUAUCAAUUUCCAAGGCGCCUAUUUCUACUUCAACGCCCAUUGUUAUUGGUCAGCCAAGUGUUGCCCCAAAUAAAGGUGGCACUUAUGUUAUAAAUACUUCAGCUCUUCAGCAACAACAGCAGCAGCACCAACAGCAACAACAACAACAAAAACCAAAGCCCAACAAACUUGUUUUUAUAAAUAGGAACACAAUGAAACCGUGUCCCAAUAUAAUUUCACGUUCAACGAAUGUACCUCAGUUGCAGAAAUAUACAAAAGUCGUUGUGAAAAAUCCCAAUACAUCAGCUUCAAGUCUAGUAGCGAGACCUGCGCAAGGACAACAACAGCUAAUAAAAACAACUGACAGAAUUAUCAAGCCCUUAAAUCUCCAAGGAAUUAAAUCCACUUCCCCAUUGACAGCAAGUGCCUCCACAUCAUCACCCGGUAUACUAAAUCUCAAACAAUUUCAAAUUGUCAAUAUCGACCCGGACAAGAAGAAGUUCGUUAAAACUGUUCCAUCAACAUCCCAAACACAAACGACAACAGCCACAAUCACGGGAAAUCCCGCGACGACGACGACGCCGCAGACACUAAAUAAAACAGUGUUUAUCAAACAAAGUGGACUGAAACCACUCCCGGAACACUUGAAACCACAAUUCUUGGCCAAAAAUGUGACAGUUCGAAAGCUCGUGAACUUGGUACCCACUGCAAAGACGUCUGGAGUCAUAACAACAACAGUUUCCCAAUUGCAGUCUGGAGCUGCGGCCGCAACUGCUAAUUCGACAGCCGUUAAUAGUGUAUCUAUUGCUACACCAACAACAACGUUAUCAUCGAUUUUGAAGAGCAAAGCUCAUCAAUCUUGAAGUUUUUUUUUAAAUAUCCGAUGUUAAAAAUAAUGUAUUUUUAUUGAAAAUACAGUUUUAAAUAAACAAAACAAAUACAAAAAUAA
Eupeodes corollae is the source of this 3648-nucleotide messenger RNA. RefSeq names its product KAT8 regulatory NSL complex subunit 3 (gene Rcd1). Gene Ontology annotation, biological process: positive regulation of transcription by RNA polymerase II. Gene Ontology annotation, cellular component: NSL complex. Bases 410 to 3562 code for a protein of 1050 amino acids. The transcript is spliced from 7 exons. The record is from RefSeq and is a predicted model, not a curated record. Lineage: Eukaryota; Metazoa; Arthropoda; Insecta; Diptera; Syrphidae.